This is a messenger RNA of Amoebophrya sp. A25, 914 nucleotides long. The record is from the annotation of a GenBank genome assembly. Lineage: Eukaryota; Dinophyceae; Syndiniales; Amoebophryaceae.
CUUCUGUUAUCUUCAGUGCUCCUGCCUGGUACUCAGAUCCUGUGCAUUCUUUCCGCGCGAGCGCAGUCACUUGGGGAGGGCGCACUGAUACAGAUCAAGAUACGAAAGAAAAGUGGCUUCUGUCGAUGUUGAAUAGCUACGGAAACGCGUUUGACAGGAGGCGCCAAACAGAAACUGAGAUCGCAUACUUGCAGUUUGCGCACGAUAGGGAAAAACAGUUUGCUGAAGCAAGGUUUCUACAACAGGCAGCAACGAACGAUGAGGAUCAAGAUGAUGCCACGAUGAAAGACGAAAGGACGCAGCAUAUUUCGGACUUCUCGAGGAGUGUUUGUCCUGCAUUGAUGGAGCAAGACACCAACGUAGUUGCCAUCGCUCUGGACGCUGACUUUGUCGCGACAAGAGACGGAGCAGGGUUAACGGUCCGCGAGCUAGGCGACUUCCAUAAAAUGACCCUCAAGGAAGGAGAUGAUGUCCUGAAAGCAGCGGGUAAGUCCAAUGAAGCUGAGGUCUUAUCAGGUGAAUCUCUCUCCAACGUGCGAACCCGAUACCGACUGGAAGAAACGCAAGUGAAAGCUUGUGGCUUAUCGAAAAAGACUCCUUUCGCUGCGUAUGUCGAUGUUGAUUUAGCGACUCCACGUGUCGGCAAUAAAGAGAAAUGCGACCUCCCCACUCAACGCAUUCGCGCAAGAUAUGGCUUAGUAGUGCAGUCUGGCUCUCCCGUUCUUCGCGCUCAGGAUGGAGCUCUAGGUUUUGUGAAACGUAUUAUCACAGCUAAGGAAGCGGCCGUAGGUUUAGACAUUUUAGGAAAAGGCGUCGCACACGAUUUCGUCUCAAACGCGGUGCAGCAUAUUCCGAAAUUACGUGACAUCCUAAACACUGAUGAAGAAAAAUUGAAAGCAGAACUCGACUUCCCG